CUCAGGCCCCAACAGCCCUGGUUCCCCCUCUUUCUUCCCUCUCCUCCUCACGUUUGCCCUGGUUCUCUCUCUCUCUCUCUCUCUCUCACACACACACACACACACACACACACAAGCCCACACAUAGAUGGAAAGUAGUAGCAGCAGCAGCAUAAUCAACGGCAAGAACAGCCGGUGGAGAGCAGAGGAAGCCGUAGCUGGCAACGCCGAAGCUCUCCAAGCGCUUCGAGAACUGAUCACCUAUCCUCUUCUCUAUUCUCGCGAGGCUCGAAUGCUCGGUCUUAAGUGGCCUCGUGGUUUGCUGCUCCAUGGUCCCCCUGGCACAGGAAAGACAAGCUUGGUUCGAGCAGUUGUUCGUGAAUGCGAUGCACAUUUAGUCGUAAUUAGUCCCCAUACGGUUCACAGAGCACAUGCUGGGGAGAGUGAGAGAAUUUUGAGGGAGGCUUUCGCAGAAGCAUCAUCUCAUGCUAAAUUGGGCAAGCCAUCGGUUAUAUUUAUUGAUGAAAUUGAUUCACUUUGCCCUCGUCGUGUUUCUCGAAGGGAGCAAGACAUUCGUGUGGCAUCGCAGCUCUUUAUGCUGAUGGACUCCAAUAAACCCUUAUCAACAUCUAUACCUCAAGUUGUGGUGGUGGCAUCAACCAACAGAGUCGAUGCAAUUGACCCUGCACUACGAAGGUCAGGGCGUUUUGAUGCUGAGAUUGAAGUUACGACUCCUACUGAAGCGGAACGCUUUCAAAUUCUCGAGCUCUAUACAAAGACAAUUCCUUUGGAUCCUGAUGUUGACUUACAAGCCAUAGCUGUAUCUUGCAACGGUUAUGUUGGGGCUGAUUUAGAAGCUUUAUGUCGUGAGGCUACCAUGUCUGCAGUAAGAAAAUCUGCUGACGUGAAUCAAGAAGCUGGUAUGUUCUGCUUAACAAUGGAUGACUGGAAGCAGGCCAGGACGGUUGUUGGUCCAAGCAUAACAAGAGGUGUUACUGUGGAAAUCCCCAAGGUUUGUUGGGAAGAUAUUGGGGGAUUAAGAGAUUUAAAGAAAAAGCUCCAGCAAGCUGUUGAGUGGCCUUUAAAGCAUUCCGCUGCAUUUUCGAGAUUGGGAAUAUCACCUGUCAGUGGGAUCCUUCUUCAUGGACCUCCAGGGUGCUCAAAAACCACCCUUGCUAAAGCUGCAGCUCAUGCUGCCCAAGCUUCUUUUUUUUCCUUGAGUGGUGCAGAAUUAUAUUCAAUGUAUGUUGGGGAGGGUGAAGCUUUGCUGCGUAAUACAUUUCGAAGAGCUCGCCUUGUGGCACCAAGCAUAAUAUUUUUUGACGAGGCUGAUGUUGUUGCUGCAAAACGAGGAGGAAGUGCAAAUGGUAGCACUACAGUUGGAGAGAGACUUCUAUCCACGUUACUGACUGAAAUGGAUGGCUUAGAACAGGCUAAAGGAAUUCUUGUUUUGGCUGCUACGAACCGCCCGCAUGCGAUUGAUGCUGCACUUAUGCGACCUGGACGCUUUGAUCUAGUGCUUUAUGUGCCACCGCCAGAUUUGGAAGCUCGAUAUGAGAUACUUUGUGUACACACACGGGACAUGAAAGUGAGUACUGACGUUGAUCUUAGACAAAUAGCAGAAAAUACUGAGCUCUUCACAGGGGCUGAGUUGGAGGGUCUAUGCAGGGAAGCUGGAAUUGUAGCUCUGAGAGAAGACAUUUCUGCCACUGUCGUGUGUAAUCGCCACUUCCAGACUGUUAGGAAUUCAUUGAAGCCAGCACUAACCAUAGAAGAAAUUGAUUCGUACUCUUCAUUUAUGAAGAAUCCAUCUGUGUGUUCUUCUGGACCAGUUGAAAUGUCUACCAAGCAGAACAAGAAGUGUUCUAAGGGUUUGGUGGGUUCCAUUACUCCUGUUGCAAUUGGUGUCACGAGCUUUAUUUUACUAGCUGGUGUGAAAUAUUUUCUAAUGCGAACUGGUCGAACACCUAGUGAACUAGCAUGUACAUGAAUCCUCUAACGUGUUCCCAGCACGACCGGUGAUGCAAUAUAGCAGUAACAUACGCAUAUAGCAGUAAUUUACGCUCGCCACAGUCUGGAUGAAGAAGUUUCUGUGACAGCAGCUUUACAUGUCUAAUCUAUUUGUUCUCGAUAAUUUAUGAACUGGUGAUCUAAUCUGUUUGUUCUUGAUAAUUUAUGAACCGGUGAUCUUUGCUUGGAAGCUUUCUGUCCGCCCGUGCAAGUGAAAAAAAUCUGAAAAGUAGAGCUCCCGGUGCAUUGCACAGCAAUUUGGUGGUUCUUUGUUAGCUCAAUAUGCAGGUGCUGGUUUUGGGAUCGGGAGUGGGAGCAUCGUGGAAAGAAGGUUGCCACAAUAUCAAGGACCAUCUGUGCUUGGCAUUUGUGUGUGGUUCUGGGAAGAGACUCCAGAGGGCUGAAUCUUUUUGCUGACAGGUAUUCUCUCGGCCCGUGGGGGGGUGGUUAACAGGAGGGUGCAACUGCUUUGUGUGCGGGUUUCAUAGUAAAAAGACUGUAAAGAUCACAUAAUUGCAUAGACUUAUGUUGUGACUAGAAGAACCAUAUGAGAUGGAAAUUUGAA
Molecule: messenger RNA, 2554 nt
Organism: Ilex paraguariensis (yerba mate)
Lineage: Eukaryota; Viridiplantae; Streptophyta; Magnoliopsida; Aquifoliales; Aquifoliaceae
Source: the annotation of a GenBank genome assembly